AGACCAUGGCAGCCAUUCCCUCCAGCGGCUCGCUCCUGGCCACCCACGACUACUACCGGCGUCGCCUGGGCUCCACUUCCAGGAACAGCUCCUGCGGAAGUGCGGAGUACCCUGGGAAGCCAUCCCCCACCCGCCCGGGUCUCCCCAAAGCCUACCCGGGACGCUGGUGGGCUAGCUUCUUUUUCGGGAAGUCCACUCUCCCAUUCAUGGCCACAGUGUUGGAGUCCCCAGAGCACUCAGAAUCGCCCCAGACCUCCACCUGCACCAUCACCUGUGACCUGGCGCGGGAAGACAUGGGGAAGCAGCAGCCUGGCGGCCAGCCUGGCAAAACCAACUCCGGGCCCUGUACGGAUUGUCUGCCACCAGCUGCCAGGCUUCAUUUCAAGGCGCGAGGCUCGUAA
Messenger RNA from Camelus dromedarius (Arabian camel), 401 nucleotides. Its product is annotated as pancreatic progenitor cell differentiation and proliferation factor-like. The transcript has a single exon. Bases 6 to 401 code for a protein of 131 amino acids. The record is from RefSeq and is a predicted model, not a curated record. NCBI's taxonomy places the organism in Eukaryota, Metazoa, Chordata, Mammalia, Artiodactyla, Camelidae. Gene Ontology annotation, biological process: cell differentiation; multicellular organism development.